Molecule: messenger RNA, 1465 nt
Organism: Trichomycterus rosablanca
Lineage: Eukaryota; Metazoa; Chordata; Actinopteri; Siluriformes; Trichomycteridae
Exons: 3
Coding region: 111-869 (252 amino acids)
Source: RefSeq, a predicted model, not a curated record
CCGUUCAAACACAUGCAGUGGGAACCCAGUGAAGAACACUGUUGUGUUUAUCAACGCUGUACAGUGUCCUCACACAGCACUUUCUAUAGAAACUUUACUUCAGCCACAAUAUGAAUUCACUGCAAACCCGGGGUGCAUGUUGGUCUUUUCUAAAGGAGGAUGAAGCCUGUGUGAUGGAGGCAGCCGUUCGGACUGCGGUCAUGUCAAUAAUGAAGGUUUUUAGCGAGCUGAAUGAUAAAAGAUGUGAGUUUUAUCAGCUGAAAUUAGCCGAGUCUGAAAGACAAAACGCAGCGCUUCAGUUUCAGUUAAAUGAAGCCAGGCAGGAGCUGCACAGUUCACGACAAACUGUUUCCAACAUCCCUAAUGAUCCGAUUUCAUCCGAGGCGACUUUUACCUUCUCAUUCAGCCCUGAUUUCAGCUGCUCUCAUGUUGCUGGUGGACAAAGAGAAGAAGCAGCCAGGUCGUCGGAAAGUGUGUGUGAGGGGAUAGCGGUGGGUCCGGAGUUAAAGGAAGAGCCUCUUUACGAAAGCACGUUGUGCGUAAAGACUGAAGUGGUGGAUGAGAACUGUACAGUGCACUGUGAUCCACCUCCUACUGAACAUGUGGAUCACAUCCACCUCCACACUGUCGACAUCCAGAGACGUGAAGCACUUAACAGCUUCAGCCAGGCACUUCAACAAGAUUCAACCUUAAGCACUACAGAGAAAAGGAGACUGUCGACCAAUGAGAGGGUGAAACAAUACAGAGAAAAGAUCCGUGCUGACCCAGAGAAGUACCUGGCCUGGAAGGAGAAGGACCGUUUGAGAACCUUCUACCAUCCAGGUAUCUGCACAGGAAAAAGAGCAUCCAGGAUCUCUCUGAACCUAUGAAGAAGCUGAGGAGGAAAGCUUGGCGAGAGGCUGCAAGACGGCAUCGUGCCAGGAAGCAGACACAAACAGCUCUUACUGACCAACAUAUAGUGCACAUCCCCCACAGCCAACUAGCCAGUACAUUAUUUACCCCUGCCACAGGCUGUACUUUUUAAAUGCUCUUUAUUGUAUUACUUGCUAAGAUAAUUCUGUUGAGAUCUGCUGACUGUGAACGCCAUAAGAUAUGACUUACAUUAUUUUUAUGCUCAUUAGCACUUUAUUCCUUUAUCCUAUAGGUGCCAUCUAUAACUGUAUAUAAAGGACUAGUGUGACUGGACUGCAUCUGUCCAAAAUCAUAUUUUAUCCUAUAUGUUUUGAUAACAUAUAAUUGUUUUAUGUAAUUUUAUGGAUUUAUGGAUGCAGUCAAACUAGCCAUGUUUAUAUAGGCACUGAGAAUAUAAUAGAGAAAUAUAAUAAAUAAUAAUCUGCAACAAGAAAUUAGGAGGCCAGUUGUAUAACAGCGUUGAAUUUUCUAUACCACAAAAUCAGUUUUUCUAAUUUGUGUGUGUGCAUUAUUUACCCAGCCUAAUUUUAGAAAACUUCAAUAAAUUUAAUGA